Rhopilema esculentum is the source of this 1710-nucleotide messenger RNA. RefSeq names its product cytoplasmic tRNA 2-thiolation protein 1. NCBI's taxonomy places the organism in Eukaryota, Metazoa, Cnidaria, Scyphozoa, Rhizostomeae, Rhizostomatidae. Gene Ontology annotation, molecular function: tRNA binding. Gene Ontology annotation, cellular component: mitochondrion; cytosolic tRNA wobble base thiouridylase complex. Gene Ontology annotation, biological process: tRNA wobble position uridine thiolation. The record is from RefSeq and is a predicted model, not a curated record.
GCUCAAUCUAUUAACCAGUUUAAGAAAGAAAGAAAGAAAGCUGGAAUGGCACCGACUGUACAUGCAAAAUAUGUAGGACGUUCGUGCCACAGCUUGUGUCACUAUGGUUACAGCUUACUAGAGUUCCUACGCAACGCACUGAGCCCUUAGCCUCUUUUUGCCAUGGAGGCAGUUUAAUAAUGACCUGCUCCUAGAGUCUGCCAUACUGCCGCCUCUAAUCAGUGACUGCCACUACAAAGAGUAGAUUUUGACAGAAUUUGGCUGUUGCAAAAUGCCUACAGCAUGCUAUGAUUGUGGAAAAAAUGCAAUUUUGAAAAGGCCAAAGACGGGAGCUGCACUGUGCAAAGAAUGUUUUUUUAACACUUUUGAAGAGGAAGUUCACAAAACAAUAUCAACAAAUAAGUUGUUUAUUCCUGGUGAUGUUGUUGCAAUAGGAGCUUCUGGUGGCAAAGAUUCAACAGUGUUGGCAUAUUUGAUGAAGAAGCUCAAUGACAAACACAACUAUGGCUGUAAGCUAAUUCUAGUGUCUGUUGACGAGGGCAUUACUGGGUACAGAGACGACUCUCUUGAGACAGUGAAAAGGAACCAAAUUCAGUAUGAUCUACCUUUAAGGAUUGUUUCAUAUGAGGAAUUGUAUGGCUGGACAAUGGAUGCUAUUGUAAAACAGAUUGGAUUGAAGAAUAAUUGUACAUUUUGUGGAGUAUUUAGAAGGCAGGCGUUGGACAGAGGUGCAAUGCUAGUUGGUGCCAACAAAAUUGUGACAGGACACAAUGCAGAUGACAUAGCUGAAACUGUUUUGAUGAAUGUCUUACGAGGAGACAUAGCACGACUGCGAAGAUGCACUUCAAUAACAACGGGCUCUGAAGGAGCAAUCCCCAGAUGCAAGCCUUUUAAAUACACCUACGAAAAGGAAAUUGUUAUGUAUGCAUAUUUCAAGAAACUUGAUUAUUUUUCAACAGAAUGCAUUUACUCUCCAAAUGCUUACAGGGGUCAUGCAAGGACAUUUUUGAAAGACUUAGAGUCAAUUCGGCCAAGUUCUAUUGUUGAUAUUAUACACUCUGGUGAAAGUUUGGCUAUACGGAAGGAUGCUAAAAUGCCCAUUCAAGGUGAGUGCACAAAAUGUGGUUAUAUUUCAAGUCAACAAUUCUGCAAAGCAUGUGUCAUGCUUGAGGGUCUUAACAAAGGUCUUCCCAAAUUGGGGAUUGGAAAAACCCACAAGGGAAAGGGGAAAGCAAUCCUUGAGAAUGUUAUUACCAAGGAAGUAAAGAAUCAUUUACCACCAUCAGCAAGAUUUUCCACUGUAGAGAGCCAGUUAGGAGAUAACACAGAAGAACAUAAUUGGUGAUGCAUACAUGGCGAGAUGUAUUGAGAGUGGGUUGACUUCAAUGAUGUUUCAGUGCUUAGUUUCCAUAGCAACACUCACUUUUAUUCUUAUGGAGUUAAAAAUUGGGGAUAGCCAGUUAUAAAAUCUUCUGAUAUUUAAAAAGGUUCAUAUAAUGUAAAGAUCGUAAAAUGAGAAGGAAAAACAUCCAAUAUCAAAGGGGGUAAUAUCAAGCUUUUUGAUAUUAGUUUUAAGGAUCUAUAAAAAUUAUAUGUUUUUCUGUGUUCUUGCAUAUCCCUAGGAUAUGUUCUCAGCUUUAGAUAAAUUGUGGGAAACCUUUUUGGAACAAUUAUAUAUCAUAUAUAAAAACACUAUGAGUUUUAACAGUU